Messenger RNA from Ilyonectria robusta, 1656 nucleotides. Its product is annotated as nucleotide-diphospho-sugar transferase. The transcript has a single exon. Gene Ontology annotation, molecular function: mannosyltransferase activity. Gene Ontology annotation, biological process: mannosyl-inositol phosphorylceramide biosynthetic process. Lineage: Eukaryota; Fungi; Ascomycota; Sordariomycetes; Hypocreales; Nectriaceae. The record is from RefSeq and is a predicted model, not a curated record. Bases 161 to 1216 code for a protein of 351 amino acids.
CAGUUGGCAUGUUAGGUCGGAUGGUUGGCGCCGGGCAUGUACCAGGGACAAGUGCAUCUAACAAUUACAGACGAGAGACUCAGAGAACAAAGACAGUAAAGCAUUUGUCCGUCAAUAAAAACAUCAUUACGUCUCCCAGUUGUUACUUCACAGAUCAACAAUGCCUUGCCCAAAAACAAAGAGAAACAAACAGCCAAGUUGCCUCCUCCGAUUCCCAUAUCAACAAAACAACAUGUCUAUCCGGCGGUUUCGAAGAUGGCUUUGCCAUCCUAUCAUCAUCUCUAUGAGUCUUCUUCUCCUCAUCUCUACCAUUCCGUUGUACAUCAUCUAUCAAUUCGAACGCGAUGACGACGUCCUAAGGGACUAUCUUCUCAACCUUGACGACCACCGAACCUCAGUCGAACAGAAUCAUCACGGAGAGAAAACGGCCGAAAUAAUACCUCGAAUCAUACAUCAAACAUACAUCAACAAUCAGAUUCCCGAGAAAUGGCUGCCAGCCUACAGGUCAUGCCAACAAGUUCACAACGAUAGCACCUGGACGCAUGUGCUGUGGACUGAUGAUACGGCAAGGAAUUUGAUCGAGGAGUCUUAUCCCUGGUUUCUUCCAACCUACGAUAGCUAUCCUUACGCCAUCCAACGCGUCGAUGCAAUCCGCUAUUUCGUCAUCUACCAUUUCGGUGGAUUCUACCUCGAUCUCGACAUAGGCUGCCGGAAACCACUCGAGCCCUUCCAACAAUUCGACGCGAUUUUCCCCAAGACGCAGCCAUUUGGGGUCAGCAACGACAUGAUGGCCGCGUUUAAGGGACAUGUGUUCUUCAAGCAACUUAUAACAGAGCUGAAGGGACACAGUUACCGAGUUGGCACAAAGUACCCGACGGUUAUGUGGUCGACUGGCCCGGUAUUUGUCACUCAGCAGCUGGCCAAUUUUCUACGAACCAAGCAGAACCAAAGUAACGUUGCGGUUCCUGCAUCCUCGUCCAUCGAAGGAACAGUGCGCGUUAUUCCGCACGAGCUAUAUGCUUCGGCAAAGUACUCAUUCUUCACGCACCAUCCCGGAUCAUCAUGGCACGGCUGGGAUGUCCAGGUGAUUUCCUUCUUGUGGCAGAACGUUUUCAUGAUUGCAGAAUUUGCCGCUGCUAUUACCAUCUUCACUUGCUACCAACAACGCCGUGUUCUAAAAAGGAGGACUUUGGUAGUUGGCAAUGGGUUAUGUUAAAGGGCAAUCACCUGCCGAAAAGAACACCCCUGGACGAAAACUCAGCCUGGGAGUUGGAGGACAGAAUCUCAUCCUUGGAUGGACGGUCAAGGUCGUGGGAAAACAGCAUGGCAGCUGAUUACAAAGUAUUGUGGACAUCUUCGAUUGAAUGCUGGCGCGCUGACACCAGUAUCGCAACACUUGGACAAUCCAUUUAUCUUCCACAUCUGAUCACCCCGGUCUCCCAUUCCCGCAGCUGGUAUUGCGGCCAAUAGCGUGGCGCAUUUCUGCUUCGCGCCAUAAAAAAAAACCAACAACUCCGUCCCUGUUGAAUAGAUACUAUUUUACUAGAGAGAGAGUAAGAAAUACUCUUGAUAAAUAAUACCUGAUACCACUAUGCUGUGUAAUUCUAGCACGUGAUGAUAAGCACUUGUGUCGACGAGUGGAGACGAAAAGACGUC